Messenger RNA from Salvia splendens (bonfire salvia), 1586 nucleotides. RefSeq names its product N-alpha-acetyltransferase 40. The transcript is spliced from 10 exons. Gene Ontology annotation, molecular function: histone H4 acetyltransferase activity; protein N-terminal-serine acetyltransferase activity; histone H2A acetyltransferase activity. Gene Ontology annotation, cellular component: nucleus. Bases 90 to 974 code for a protein of 294 amino acids. NCBI's taxonomy places the organism in Eukaryota, Viridiplantae, Streptophyta, Magnoliopsida, Lamiales, Lamiaceae. The record is from RefSeq and is a predicted model, not a curated record.
UUCGAUUUCAAUUAAAAGAAAAUUCUAAAAUUUACAAUUUUUUUGGGGUAUUUCAUGGAGUAAUUUUAUUUUUCAAGAAGAAUAUAUAAAUGGCAGACGAAAUAAAACAAAUGCGAGGGAAAGAGAAAGAAAAAUAUUGUCAGAUGGAAGUUGAAGGCAAAAGUUGCGAGAGAGCAAGGAAGAAGACGAGGCGAGGCGAGAGGCAGAUAAUUGAGAAGAAGAAAGCAAUCGAGAACAGGAUCAAAGCUGCUUCUUCGGUGAAAGAUCAUCUCGCUACUUGUCCGCAUUUUCGCCACUAUCGAGGAAACGGAUUGCAUGCACAUUUGGAGUCAGGACGUGGCGAUAGGCUCCCUGUUCGUACAAAACAAUACAUACAAAAUCUUCUUAAGCUGAACAUGGAGGCACCUUUUGGACCUGAGUGGUCAGAUGAAGAAAAGAUUAAGAGACGUGAUAUGGUUGCGCCAGAAGCUCGUUACAUAUUUGUGCAUGAGGUAUCGGAUGAGGAUGCUGAUAAAGCAUUAGAGCUCAGGGACGUGGAGAGGCCAUGCAAUUGUAAGGGUUCUAUUGUAGGUUUUGUACAUUACCGAUUCACUCUGGAGGAAGAGGUACCUGUACUUUAUGUUUAUGAAUUACAGCUUGAGCAUCGUGCUCAAGGAAAGGGACUAGGGAAAUUCUUAAUGCAACUAAUUGAGCUAAUUGCUUCUCAGAAUGGAAUGGGUGCUGUGGUUCUAACCGUCCAAAGAGCAAAUCCAAUGGCAAUGAACUUUUAUAUAUGUAAACUGAGGUACACAAUUGCUGCAAUUUCUCCCUCAAAAGUGAAUCCGUUGGGACCAGAGAAAAACUAUGAGAUACUUUGUAAGUCAUUAGACAAUGAAGCUCAGGCAGUCUUGGAGAAUCUUUUAUUGCGAAGCUCUGGCACUCUUGGAGGCUCAAGCUCUAUACUAGCGCCCCAAAAUACCACAUCCGACUCAUGAGACACCCAGAUUGCUGAUGUACUGGUGUAGCUCUGUUCUUGCCCAUAUGAGUCACAAGGUGGAUAUGUACAUCAAUGGACAUGACCACUGCUUGCAGCAUCUUAGCAACGAGAACGGGUAUGUUUCUAGAAACUUUUAUUUUGGUUAAUAUAAGGGGUUUUGACCUGUUUUCUUUGACAUGGUUGUUGUGAAGCAGGUCAAUGCAGUUCCUAACAAGUGGGGUUGGUUCAAAGGCAUGGAAGAAUAUAAUCCAUUAUGGAAUGCACAAUGAGAGCAUGAUGCACUUCUAUCAUGAUGGCCAAGGCUUCUUGUCUCUUGAGAUUGCUUACGAUAAGGCAAAGAUAGCAUUUUACGACGUUUCUGGGAGACCUCUUCAUCGUCUCAAACUUGAAAAGUGAAACAAGAAGAAGCUGUUUACCUUAAGUGAUGAAAGAUAUUUCAGCUGCUGAGCAAUAAUGAGGUGGAUCAUGAAUGAAAUGUAACAUUCAGUAAUGAUUCAAAUUAGUAAAUAAAUGACUGAAAACAUAAUCCUGGAGAAGUUCAGUUCCAUAAUCAUAAAUUUGAUAAAGACAAAGCAAUGAAGAACAUAGAAAUUUAAAUGGGAGACGUAAA